GAUUUCUUUUGAAGGUUUCUUUCAGUGUUUUUGUUUGAAGUCCAAAAUGCCGAGAAAAGUGGCGUACAGUGGUAAGAAGAAAAAGGAGCAGCUUAUGGCGAAGCGGCAGAGAAAAGGUACACAGAACUACCUAAAGAAAUUUGCUUCAGAAUCGGAUGAUAGUGAUGAUGAAACACCUCCAAACCCUCGAGUCGAAAAGUUUCAUUUACAGCCAGCAGAAAGCCAUGGAAGAGGUCGUUACGCUUUACAAUUUUUCAAGGAUAGCGACAAAGAGAUCGCCCAGAUGAAACAGAAAGCGCGUGAUCCAUUGGUGUACGUUGAUUUGAAGGAUCGCGAAGUUACAGAUCAACCUUUUGAAAAUUUCGAUUUCCCAAUUCGACCCCCUUGGAACUAUAAAAUGUCCAAGGAAGAAUUGGAUCGCAAUGAGAAUCGAUAUUUCACUGAUUACUUGCAAAAACUUGGGGAGCAACACCAAGAAGAAGGUAAACAUUUGGGUCUGUUUGAAUUGAACCUGGAGUCCUGGCGGCAAUUAUGGCGUGUUUUGGAGAUAUCGGACAUUGUGCUGAUAAUAGUCGAUAUACGUUCUCCGACAUAUAUGUUUCCCCCUGCAUUAUUCACUUAUAUCAAGUCAACUUUGAAGAAGGAUGUCGUAUUAAUUUUAAACAAAAUCGAUUUAGUAAGACCUGAAGUGGUGGUGGCUUGGAAACAUUACUUUCUAGACAAGUAUCCAGGGAUUUCGGUAGCACUGUUCGCUUCUUACCAGUCGCGGAAGGCAAAUAACAUGAAAGUUACCAAAAGAGGACCGAAUGUAAAAAACAACGGUGAAUGCGCUUUGGAACUGUUCAAGCAAGUGAAAAGUAUUGUUGGAUCGGAAUUGAAUCUGACAAAAUGGGAGGAAAAAAUCCACGAAGAUAUAGCUGCGAGCAUGCUUGAAAUGGAUGCCAAGGCCGAUCAAGAAGUUGUUGUGAAACCAGAAAACUAUCAAUUGGAAGAGCAUGUUAGGUACAAAAAUGGCGUACUAACUAUUGGCUGUGUAGGUUUCCCAAAUGUGGGCAAGUCAUCGAUAAUAAACACUUUGAAAGGCCACAAAGUUGUUAGUGUCAGUCGCACCCCAGGUCACACGAAAUACUUUCAAACGAUAUAUCUAACCGAAAAUGUGAGAUUGGUCGAUUGCCCGGGUUUGAUAUUUCCUUCGUCAACGCCCAGGGGUUUACAGGUGAUUUUGGGUAGUUAUCCAAUCGCGCAGCUGAGAGUGCCUUACGAGUCAAUCCGCUUCGUUGGUGAGAGAUUAGAUUUACCCAGUGUGCUGUCGAUCCAGUUACCACCUGAUUAUUCUGAGUGGUCCCCGUUGGCAAUAUGCGAUGCAUGGGCUUUGAGGAAAGGAUUUUUGAGAGCCAAAACUGCCCAUCCAGACACUUAUCGUGCUGCCAAUAAUAUCUUGCAAUUGGUCCUACAAGGACGAAUCGUUCUUGAUUUCUUUCCACCAGAAUUUGUGGAAAGUGAAGAUACGUGGAAGACCCACCCAGAUAUUGCAGAAGUUGAAAAAAUACAAAAUAAAGAGUUAGACAACGCGGGACAAUUGGUUCACGAUUAUUCUUCUCAUUCAGAUAAUGAAGAUAAUAAGAGUGAAUCCUCCGAUGAAAGUUCUGAAGAAGCUAGCAAACCUGCAACUAUACCUAAAAGUGGCAAUGCGUUUUCCCUUCUAGAUGAUGAAAGUGAUUAAAGUGCUACAACAACUGAUUGGGAUAAAUCGAGAUAGAGGAAAAAAAAUCCUCUGGAUAAAAGUGAUAACCUGCUGGGCAGAUUUUUAUUGAAUUGUAGUUAUUGUAUUGCUUGGCUGGCAAGGAAUUUUCCGGGAUAACAUUCUUAUGAUGAUUGAUUUGUUUGCUCAAAUAUGGUUUCCCAUAUUAUCUAUGUUGUGAUGAUAAUAAAAGUAAAA
This is a messenger RNA of Hermetia illucens (black soldier fly), 1939 nucleotides long. RefSeq names its product guanine nucleotide-binding protein-like 1 (gene Ns4). The transcript has 7 exons. Gene Ontology annotation, molecular function: GTPase activity; GTP binding. The record is from RefSeq and is a predicted model, not a curated record. NCBI's taxonomy places the organism in Eukaryota, Metazoa, Arthropoda, Insecta, Diptera, Stratiomyidae. Bases 47 to 1723 code for a protein of 558 amino acids.